UGUGGUGCCACURUUGUUAUACUGUGCAUCGGCGAAACCCACAACCUGAUCAACUACGUCUCCUUUAUCAACUAUCUGUCAUACGGUGUCACCAUCGCAGGUCUGCUGUGGUACCGUUGGAAGAAACCUAACUUAUAUCGGCCUAUUAAGGUAAAUCUGCUUGUCCCUGUGUCCUACCUUAUGUUCUGGGCAUUGCUACUGGGAUUCAGCCUGUACUCAGAGCCAGUCGUUUGUGGUGUUGGUUUGAUCAUCAUGCUUACCGGUGUUCCUGUCUAUUUUCUGGGUGUCCACUGGAAAGAAAAACCAAAGUGUAUCGACAAUUUUAUUGCAUGGGCUACGUCUGUGGGCCAGAGGUUGUGUUUUGUGGUCUUUCCUCAGAUUGUCCCUAUUGAGAUUGCCAGUCCUUCAGAAUGGACUGAUCAGUCAUCUGGCAGAAAAAGUUUCUCUGGCAGGUCGUAAAGGUUCCCUUUCUGAACAUGUGAAGAUUUGUGUUCUGACUCCUAAUUUUGAAUUGCUGUUGUUUUUGUUGAGGCGUUCUUUACUACAAUGAAAGUCUCCAGUCUGAUUUCUGAUCCUGAUAAAUCAGCUUUUCAUCUAAUAUUCAAGUGGACAUGCCUGCUGUUCUGUUUGAUGUGUGAAUUUUUUAAUUUCAUGUAUUUUAUUUUGAGGAUCAGUAUGUAAAAUUUUAAUGGCCUUUGUUACCUUUUCAUUCUUCUACAGAACCCUGAUUGACUGACAUUAGGUAAUCAUGUCUUUUAGUUAUAUUUAGGAUUUCAUUGUGCUCUAAAGCCUUUUCAACCAGAUCAAAACCAAUGAAAAGUAAAAAAAUAAAAUAAUUAGGCACCAUUUAUUUUUAAAACAAGUCAAACCCCACAAACAUGUAUGUUGUGUUUCCCCCUCCAUUCCUCUACCUGACCCCUUUGUUAACGUGUGUCAUAAAAAGUGCGACAUACUGUCCCUCUCUCACAUACACUUUCUGUUGAACUUGUAUGUUUAUGUUUCAGAUCAGCAGGCAACAUCAAACAAAGCCUCAGUAAAUGCAAAAUUAUGAUUUUAUUCAUCAAGAGAGAAAGAGCAAUUCAAAUGUGACAAAGUAACUGCCCCCAGACUCUAAACACUGAUUUUUGCUCUUCUUGUUGGCACCAGUUGAAAUCAAACCCUUGUGAUAACUGUCAAUAUUUUGUAAUUUUGCAACCUUGGUACUGUUCUUUGUUAACCACUACUUGAAUUAAGGAUUUAACAAGGAGGGGAAUUACAUUACAUUUAACAAAGGUUUGGAAAGCUUUUUUCCUUGAUAAAUAAAGCCCUGAUUUAAGAGUUUUUUGUUUUUACUUAGUUUAUCUUUAUCUGACAUUUGAAAUAUGCUCAAUGAGCCGAACAUUUAGGUCUUAGAAAAAGCAAAACAUAAGAAUUGUGUUGCAGGUAACRUUCACAUUACAAUGCUUUUUCAUAGCAUUGAAAUGUGAUCUUAUGGUUUUGUCAAGCAACCCUUUAGAYCUACUGCAGCCUGACAGAUAUCAGAUCUCACUGUUAUAGCAGCAACACCGGAAUCCAAAUGAGCAGAAGCCAGGUUGGGACUAAAAGCUUUUUGUAGUGCAUUUGAUGCUGGAGGACAUUCAUUCCUGUUCAUGUUGCCACAUCUUUUUCCUGGACUGAAAUAUUUCAAAGACUACAGAACAAUGCAGCAUUUUGUAUAGUUCUCAAGAGUUUAAUAAUCAUAAUAAUAUAAAUAUUCUGUCACUUGGCACCUUUGAUCAAUCUCACUUUGAACUCACUUCAGACUAACUUUAGAGUGAACAUAGCUUUAACACUCAACAGCUGUUGCUUCAAYCAGGCAGGAAAACAUGUACAGGUUUCACUUUCUCAAAAAUGCCAAUAGAAUUACUCUCAGGGAGAGCUUCAAUGAAGCUGUAUUUUGGUCAGAUGUUAUGGAUAACUUGUUGCUUGUCUUUUGGUUACAUGUUUGGCAGUUCUUCAAAAAUAAUUUCAGAACCUAGAGCAAUUUCYAGACUUGUGAAUUGCAGUUUAAACUUUGCAACUCAAUUUUCAGCUUAGUGAAGCUGAAAUAUUUGAAAGACUUGUGUCUUGUAGUUGUCAUUUAAACUGUUCAUCAGUUAUUAACUAUAGCUUUUCCCAGCAGUUUAGUCCUUUUUGUUGUUUUAAUUAACAUGUCAAUGAACUUACUCACUUGUUUUAAUAUUUUUACAAAUAAAAUCUAAGAUGUGUAGCGUACAUUUACAUUUAGCCCUUCUGAGUCAUACUUAAAAACUAUUUUGAGAUGUUGACUUGCUGCAGUCGAWCUUACAAUUUCUGAAAUUGUAAAGAAGUUUCAUAGAACUUUAUGUGGGUUAUACAAAAGUUAUUCACAAAGCACCUUAGGUGUCAUAGGAGCCCCUGAUGUGACUAAAUGUUAGGAACAGUGAGGAGGACUUCUUCAGCAUAAUGCCUCCAAUCGCAUGUGUCCCUCUGGGAUUUCUGUGUUCAUGGUUUAUAUGCGGUUUGUUUUCUGCAACACAGUGUGGCCAAAAAGCUAAUUAAUUUUGGCACCUUCUACAUUUUCAUUGUGUCCCUUAACUUGAGGUUAACUGCAUACAUGAGUCAUUAUGGCAGUUUCUGUUUAGUUAAAUUUUUGUUUUUUGGCACUACUCUAGUAGUGAUCUUAAUUCUAAAAGAUGUUUAUAURAAAAAAAUUAUGUCAUAAAAGCCAUCUCACCUUUUCCAGGUUUUAGCAUUUUUUUAACCAGGCUUCGGGUGGUUAAAGAUGCAUAAUGGCCUUAUAGCCAUUAUUUAUUCAACAAAGUAAAAUCCAAUCAAAAUGGAAAAUGUAAAAGUAGUGUACACCCAACCCACUUUACAGUGUCUUUCUGACAAUCAGUCUUUCACAUUAUUAUGGAAGUCUCAGCCUGCCUUUCUUUCCAACAUAGCUUCAGUUCAUUCAUUCCUUCAUACACUGCUCCCGUAUACCCCACAGCAGUUCAGUCAGCUCGGGGUCUGGGUYAUACUAUGAUUGACUGAUUUGUCCCUCUCUUUUAAUUCUCUGCAUGCAGUUAUUUGUGUUUUCUUUGUUUACUUAAUUUAAUCAGAUCUAAUUUUUAGAGGUUUUAUGUCUGUCCCUCAUUUUGUAACCUCUAAGCACUUUGUUUUACAUGUGAAUGUACAAAAAGUGUUCUAUGAAUAAAAAUUAAUUGAUU
Poecilia reticulata (guppy) is the source of this 3191-nucleotide messenger RNA. NCBI's taxonomy places the organism in Eukaryota, Metazoa, Chordata, Actinopteri, Cyprinodontiformes, Poeciliidae. The record is from RefSeq and is a predicted model, not a curated record.